Orycteropus afer afer is the source of this 831-nucleotide messenger RNA. RefSeq names its product sorting nexin 11 (gene SNX11). Bases 1 to 831 code for a protein of 276 amino acids. Gene Ontology annotation, biological process: intracellular protein transport. The record is from RefSeq and is a predicted model, not a curated record. Gene Ontology annotation, molecular function: phosphatidylinositol binding. The transcript is spliced from 6 exons. NCBI's taxonomy places the organism in Eukaryota, Metazoa, Chordata, Mammalia, Tubulidentata, Orycteropodidae.
AUGGGCUUUUGGUGUAGGAUGCUGGAGAACGAAGAGCAGGAGGAGGUGAUCACUGUGCGUGUUCAGGACCCCCGUGUGCAGAAUGAGGGCUCUUGGAAUUCUUAUGUGGAUUAUAAGAUAUUCCUCCAUACCAACAGCAAAGCCUUUACUGCGAAGACGUCCUGUGUGCGGCGCCGCUACCGAGAGUUUGUGUGGUUGAGAAAGCAGCUACAGAGAAACGCCGGUUUAGUGCCUGUACCUGAGCUUCCUGGGAAGUCAACCUUCUUUGGCAGCUCGGAUGAGUUCAUUGAGAAGCGACGACAAGGUCUACAGAACUUCCUGGAAAAGGUCCUGCAGAGUGUGGUCCUCCUGUCAGACAGCCAGUUGCACCUCUUCCUGCAAAGCCAGCUCUCAGUGCCUGAGAUAGAAGCCUGUGUGCAGGGCCGAGGCCCCAUGACUGUUUCUGAUGCCAUCCUUCACUACGCUAUGUCAAACUGUGGCUGGGCCCAGGAAGAGAUGCCGGGCUCAUCUCACCUGGCUAAAGGAGACCAGCCUAAGAGUUGCUGCUUUCUUCCACGAUCUGGUAGGAGGAACUCUCCAUCACCACCUCCCAGUGAAGAAAAGGACCGUUUAGAAGUGUGGGCUCCUGUUGUUGACUCUGAAGCUCCUUCUUUGGAGAGUCUCACUCUCCCAGCCCUCUCUUCCCCAUCACACUGUGAUUUUGCAAGGCCUGCUGAAGGAACCUCUCCUGCUCAGCCUGUGAGGAGGGUCGUGGGAGGGGACCAGUCAGCCCCCUUGUCUCACGUUGUGCCUUUGGACCCUGGUCAGUUAGAAAUAGUCUUGGAAAAGUGA